Messenger RNA from Orbicella faveolata, 652 nucleotides. RefSeq names its product excitatory amino acid transporter 1-like. Gene Ontology annotation, biological process: L-glutamate transmembrane transport. The record is from RefSeq and is a predicted model, not a curated record. Gene Ontology annotation, cellular component: plasma membrane. NCBI's taxonomy places the organism in Eukaryota, Metazoa, Cnidaria, Anthozoa, Scleractinia, Merulinidae. Gene Ontology annotation, molecular function: neutral L-amino acid transmembrane transporter activity; L-glutamate transmembrane transporter activity; glutamate:sodium symporter activity.
AUGAUUGAAGAGUGCGUCGACGUAAAAAGGGGUAAAAUUUUUGUCUAUUUCAUAUUUUUUUCCAGCGCCGCCACUUUGCCGACCACCAUGAGAUGUUUGGAGGAAAACAAUAGAGUCGACGUGAGAAUCAGUCGUUUUAUUCUGCCUCUGGGCGCUGUGUUGAACAUGGAUGGAACGGCCUUAUAUGAAGCCGUUAAAGCUCUCUUUAUCGCUCAAGCCAGCGGCAUCAAGCUUACUAUCCCAGAGAUAAUCAUAACAAGCCUAACGUCAACAGCAGUCUCAAUUGGUGCAGCUGGCAUUCCUCAGGCGGGCUUGGUUACUAUGGUGAUAGUGCUGCAAGCCGUUGGACUGCCAACAGAUUACAUCGCCCUCUUAUUCUCUGUCGAUGUACUUUUGUGAGUAUUUUCUUGAUUUAUAAACUCUUCCAGUCUGAAUUAGAUCAAACCAAAAUUUGGUAUUGUUGUAAACAGCUCCGUCAGACAUCUUUCCUCUGAUAGAUUCAUAACACAAUCACCUGAAACCAAAAGCUGGCAUUUUUAGAUGUGAAACCUUGAUUUUACCCGGGGAUCGAAGAAGGAAAAGCUCCCCGGCUGGGCAAAUUAAAAUCGGCCAGGAUAUUUAUCCAUCCCAAUUAAAUCACUAAAAUACCCCC